AUGUGUGCAUGUGUUGAUCAGGUUGAGCAGAGUGUUGAUGUGGUUGAUGAUGGAAAACCACUGUGUCCAGGGAUAAGAGAGUUUGUGAAAGAGCUUUUAGGGCAAGGUGAGAAAAGAGAGGAAGCAGCUGCUCUUUUAUAUGGACUUCAGAAGGCUCUGUCUGAUGAGAGCAGGACAUAUGAAAGUUUGGAUGAGUUGUUCAAGGAGUUUCAUAUAGAUCAAGCACAGUUUGAGGCUGCAUAUAAACUGGUUGGUCGUAAGAAACACAUUGUGUUGAAAAGGGAAGUGAAUGAAAUCUGGGUGAAUCAGUACAACAAAGAACUUUUAAAAUGUUGGAAUGCUAAUAUGGACAUCCAGUACGAUGUUGAUGCAUAUGCAUGUGUAGUUUACAUAAUUUCAUAUAUUUCAAAGUCUGAAAGAGAGAUGGGAUUGUUGCUUGGGAAUGCUAAAAGAGAAGCUGCUAAAGAAGGAAAUGUCAGUGCAAAGGAGGCAUUGAAAAGUCUAGGGAGUGUUUAUCUCCACAACAGAGAUGUUUGUGCUCAGGAAGCGGUGUAUAGGUUGUCAAAUAUGCAUCUGAAGGAGUGUUCUAGGGCAGUUGUAUUUAUACCAACGGGGGACAACAUUGUGAAAAUGAGUUUACCCUUAAGGGAGUUGAGGCAAAAGGCAGCAUCACGUGAUCUUACAACGGAAGACAUGUGGAUGACUAGUUUAGUUGAUCGGUAUAAGAGUAGGCCAGAGGAUGGCACGUUUAAUGACAUGUGUAUUGCAACGUUUGCCUCGGAAUACCGUGUCCUCUCAAAAUCCGAGAACUGCAAGAACGCGAUUAAGUUAGGAAACGGUUGUGGUUUUGUGACAAAACGAACACGAACACAACCUGCAGUUGUUCGUUAUGCUCGCUUUUCGGAGGAUAAAUAUCCGGAAGCCUUUUGCAAGAGUAUUUUGCAGUUGUUUCUUCCUUAUCGUGUGGAUGAGCAGCUUAGACCUCCGAGCUUUGAGAAAUUUCAGCAGUUUUACGAGAAUGGUCACGUCAGGCUUAGUGAUGGAUCAAUGCAUUCCGUCAAGGAUGUAGUUGAUGUAAAUCGAGGUUUGUUUGAAAUAGAAGCCGAUGAAUUGGAUAAGAUCGAGGACAUCAUUGAUUCAGAGGGCUUAUUUGAAGAUGCCUGGUGUGAGUUGUGUCCAGAGAAAGAGUUGGAGCGUUUAGAGUGCGAGGAGGAAUUGAAAGAUAGGGAACCGGUGGAACAACACGAGGUAGACCCUCCAGGUGAGGGAAAUGUUCCAGAUUUAGCAGCUAUUGGCGAACCGGUUGCACAGGUUGCAAAUUUAGAAAAAAAGAAUAACGGGUAGAAGUGACGGUUUGGCUUUAAUUAGGUCUUUGAACGAGAUCCAGUUGUCUGUUUUUUAUCAGGUCCGGCAAUGGUGUUUGGAGAAGGUAGCGGGUAAAAAACCUGAUGCGUUGCACAUGUUUCUAACAGGUGGUGCAGGCACAGGAAAGAGCCAUUUAAUUAAGGCUAUUCAAUAUGAAGCCACAAGGUUAUUGUCAACAAUGUGUCGUAAUCCUGACAACAUUUGUGUAGAGUUAACGGCUCCUACAGGGAUUGCUGCAUACAAUUUGCAUGCAGCAACAAUUCACAACACAUUCGGCAUAGGGAUAGAUGUCCGGUUACCGUACACCCCAUUGGGUGAAGAAAGGCUGAGUACUUUGCGUGCGAAAUAUAGUGAUCUGCAGCUUGUGAUAAUUGAUGAAAUAUCCAUGGUUGAUCACAAGCUGUUUGCGUACGUUCACGGUAGACUGAGACAGAUUAAACAGGUUGGUGACUUGUCCCCAUUUGGAAAUGUGAGUGUAAUUGCGGUGGGAGAUUUUUUUCAAUUGCCUCCGGUGAAAGGCAAGGCCCUGUAUGUGGAAGACGAAUGCUGCAACUUGUGGUCUAGUCUGUUUAAGAUUGUCGAACUAAAGGAAAUUGUUAGGCAAAAGGAUAGUGUUUGCAGACCUGUUGAACAGGUUAAGAAGUCGAUCAAAAGGGACCCCAAUGUUAGACAGGGACGUGGAAAUUUUGAAAAGUUGCGAAACCGGUGAAGCGAGCUUGGCCUUACACAUUUAUCCUACAAAUAAACAGGUAAACAAGCACAAUUCGGAGCAGCUCUUUGAGACGUGUCCUGACCAUGUGGCAAUAGAUGCCCACGAUUUUGUUAAUAAUAAGACAAUGGGGAAACUAGAAUUAAAAAGUGGACAGCAGGCCAAAGCUGAUAGGACAAGUUUGGUAGAGCGGCUAUUGUUGGCUAAAAAUGCUCGUCAUCUUGUGCAAGAACGUGGACGUUAAAGAUGGACUGGUGAAUGGGGUAUGUGGCACAGUGACCCAUAUAGUUGUUUCAGAAAAGAAGGAAUUUCCGGAAAAGGUGUACGUUAGGUUUGAUGACGAUCGGGUAGGCGCGCAGAGGAGGAAACAUUGUGCCAGUGUUUGUGCAGAUGCAGAGAGUUGUGUUGCUAUUGAACCAGAGGAAGAAAGGGCCACAAAAAAAGGUGGAAUGCGAUGGCAAUUUCCCCUUAAGCUGGCUUGGGCCUGUACUGUGCAUAAAGUGCAAGGCAGUAGUGUAGAUAGGGCUGUGGUCUGUCUGAAAAAGACGUUUUCACCAGGACAGGCGUACGUUGCACUAAGUCGUGUGAGAAGUUUGGCUGGAUUGGUGAUUGAAGAAUUCGAGGAAGAAACUAUCUAUUGUAAUGACCAAAUUAAGGAUGCCCUUCAGUGUAUGCCCCCGUUGUUGAUGCAAAAUUUAACAAGGCCCAAAUUGAAUACACAUAGCUUUAAUUUGUAUUUGAUGAAUGUCCAAAGUCUGACUAGACAUGUAGCAGAUUUGGCAUUGUGUACACAGCAAUUGCAGCUUAACUGUAUUGCUGUUACAGAGACAUGGCUACCAGGCAGUUUGUCAUUGGAAACCGUAAAGAUGGAUGGUUAUAUUUUUCACAGUAGUCCACGUAGUUUAUCAUACAGUAGCAAGCACCCAGCAUUGUUAACAUUACAAGGGCAAGAACAUGGUGGAGUUGGUUUGUAUAUUGCUGAUAAUGUGGCAUAUGAUAUUAUCAAACUACCAAAUUUGAAUUUAGAAUGUUUGAUUUGGAACUGCGUUACCCCUAAAAUAUGUGUACGUUAAAACGUCACAGUAUGACGUAGAGGCAAUAGUGGUGCCAACCUAUUUUAGUGAUCACGAGGGCAUUGUAUGUAGUCUGACAGUUCAUGAUGGAGAUGAACAAUAAUUGGUUACCCUCAGCAUUGAAGUUAGGACUUGUUGUGAUGUGAGCACCCAGAUAAAUGACGUGUGUGUGUGUUUGUAUUAGUCAAUGCUUGAAAAUAUGUUGUGCUGAAUUGACCUUUUUUCCCCCAGUUUGAGUUGCAGGUUCUGGCUGCUGAUUCAACUGGACACUGAUGGCACCUCCUUGAAGCGUUAGUUUUAAAAGGGACAUAUAUAAUAAGAGAGUAGGAUAUAUAAUAUAAUAAGUUAUUUAUAGCUGUGUAUGAUAAUGGAUUGACAACUUGGUAAGUUAUUUAUAGCAGUGUAGAAUCGUGUUUUGAGAACUUGGUAAGUUAUUUAUAGCUGUGUACAAUCAUGUAUUGACCAUGUGUCAAUUUAUCUAUAGCUGUGUAGAAUGAUGUAUUGACAACUUGUUAAGUUAUUUAUAGCAGUGUAGAAUUGUGUACUGAGAACUUGGUAAGUUAUUUAUAGCAUUGUAGAAAAUGGUGUCUUUAUCUGCAUUAGAAACAGCUUUUAUCCGAGUUAUGUAUUGAUCAAAUUUAUUAAUGUUUAAUAAACAUAGCAGUUGAUUAGAACUGCAAGUUUCGGCAUAAUAGAAAUACCUCCCACUCGUAAGCUGUUGCUAAUGCAGGGCUUGCUUUUCCCAAGUAGCCGCAAAAAGCAAAGGCACUGGUAAUGGCUACUCCUGGUUUUACCAAGGAUGGGGUUUGAUUCCCUGCGGUGCCGUGCUGAUUGUUUGGCUUUUAAAUGAAAGGCUGUUUCAUUUCACUCAAUGAAUUGUCUGUAACAAUGAUCACUAACUUCCCAAAUUUGGUAAGACUAGUAGAUAUAACGGAUCAUGCUGAAGAUAAACAAUUUGUAACCUUUAGCAUUGAACUUAGUUACAUGUUGGGUACAUGUUAAGACCCUGAUUGAGUGCGUUUUAAUAUUUGUAAUGCUAGAAAAGUUUUUGUGCUGUUUUUCCUCAGUGCUUGAGGGCAGUGCUGUUCACCCUAUUGACCUCAGUAUUUUUUUCCCAGUAUGUUGAGUUGCAGGUGGUGGCUGGUGAUCCAACUGGAGACUCUUACUCUUCAAAAUGGAAGCUUUAGUUUCUAUUUAGGGGCAUAUUUCUAUGGAAACAGUUGUGGACCAACUGUCAUAGACAAAGCAUGUAUGGACAAUGACUAAUGUUAUUUCCCUGCAUUAGAAACAGCUUGUAUCCAAACUUUGUAUUGGCAAAAUGUAUAACCCUCCCGCUUGCCACGCGUGUAAUUUUCAGAGGCCCUCUGGGUCUUUCGGACCCCCGGACACCCCCCGGAGCCUCCGGGCUUCUCUGACCCAAACCCCGGGGUUGGACAAACCGCCCCGGAGCCUCGGGGUCAGGGCUUCUCUGACCCCAACCCACGAGUCGGACAAACCGCCCCGGAGCCUCGGGGUCGGGGCUUCUC
Molecule: messenger RNA, 4673 nt
Organism: Scophthalmus maximus (turbot)
Lineage: Eukaryota; Metazoa; Chordata; Actinopteri; Pleuronectiformes; Scophthalmidae
Exons: 1
Coding region: 1-1344 (447 amino acids)
Source: RefSeq, a predicted model, not a curated record